AUGUCGCAAAUUAGUGUUGUUCAAGGAGCGGAAAGAAUACCUGAUUUUUCGGUAUCUGACCAAGAAAUUGUUGAUUUGGUGGACAAACUUCGACAAGAAGAUGCGAGCAGGGCAGUUGAAGGUCAAAUAAUACUGGAUUAUCAAGGACAUACAACUACACAUAACGCAGAUGAUCACGCCAAAAACAGACUAUUUAAAUGGGUAGAUCCGAAUUUGCUGAAAAAAAAUACGUAUCAGAAACUGGUUGCGCUCUACGAUGAAUAUCAACCGCGAGCUGGAAUUCGUGAAGAGAAUAGCAUAAAGAAAACACGAAUUAUUCGCGAAUAUUUAGAUGCAAUUUUGGAUACACAAAUUUGGAAAAGUCUUUAUGAGUUUUUGCACCAAAAAGAGCAUCUAUUUGCGACAACUCCAAAUGAAUUCCGUUCGUGGAUAAAUCAAUUGUGGUUCGUAGAAUAUUCGAGACACCGUGGUCUUAUUGAUUCCUCUGGUUUUGAACAUGUUUUCAUGGGAGAGGUGUUUAGCACUAAUUUUUCAAAUGUGGAAGCAAAUUUCUGA
Thelazia callipaeda (thelaziosis nematode) is the source of this 555-nucleotide messenger RNA. The record is from the annotation of a GenBank genome assembly. NCBI's taxonomy places the organism in Eukaryota, Metazoa, Nematoda, Chromadorea, Rhabditida, Thelaziidae.